AUUGAAUUCAAAAGAAGAAUUGAAAUUAAAAGAAUCGGAAUUGAAUUCAAAAGAAGAAUUGAAAUUAAAAGAAUCGGAAUUGAAUUCAAAAGACUCGGACUUGAAAAAAAAUAUUUCGAAAACAAAUCAAGCAAAAUCGAAAUUGAGUGAAUCGCAAUUAAUCGAAGAAUCGGAAUUAAACCAAAAAGAAUUGGAAUCAACCGAAAAAAUUGACAUUUUCCUCUCGAAUUCGGACGUUGCGAAAAUCCCACGAAAUUCAAUUCAUGGAAAUCGUUCAACGGAAAUGCGUCUCACUUUAAUAAGUCCCAAGAGACGGGGACGAAAAAGAAAAUCCGCUGACGUUGUAAAUAUUGUAAAUCAUCAGAAAACAACGAGAACGAGUCUUUUAACGAAAAUGCGUACCCUAAAGAAACGUUCAAGUGAAAUGAUGAUGACGACAACAACAACAUCGACGGCAAUUGUCAAGAAGGACGUGAAAAAAACGGAAAUUAAUAUCAAAUCAUCAAAUAUCAUCACCAGCAAUGAGGAAAAUAAUUUCCCCCCCGUGAUCAGUAAGAAACGAAGAAUUGCUCAUACACCAAAAAUUGAUGAUGACGAACCACAACAAAUUCCAAUAAUAAGAAAAUCUUUACGUUCCGCAUCGAAAUCGCCAGGCGCUGCGCGCAAUUCAUUUGUUUCGUCGCAAUCUAGUCAUCAAAAUUUGGAGAAUUCGCUAAGAACGAGAAAUAAAAGGGAGAGAAAUUCACAGGAAAUUAAAGAAACGAGAAUGUUGAGAAAUUCGACAAAAGUUGAGGAGACGAAAAAAGAAGGAGGCGAAAUUCCAAUUGUAAAAAAAAGAGGACGACCGAAGAAGGAGGUGAAAGUAUCAAAAGUGAUGGAGGAAAAUUCAGCAAAUGAGAAUUUUUCAAAACCAGUCGGAGAGAAUUUACUAAACGAAAAUUCGUCAAAAACGCCGCAGAAAAAUUCACUUGAGACGAAUUCGACAAAUUUAGCAAGCUCGACGAAUUCAGCGAAUUUACUAAAAGCGAAAUCAACAGAUAAAAAUCCGCUUAUUCCAAAUCAAAAAGAAUCGAAAUCACCAAAGAAAAAUUCGUUGGAAGCGAGAAAAUUGGAGAAAGCAAAACAAACGAAUUCACCGAAUAAAAAUCAAAAUUCAUCCCCUCAAUUUGCGAAUGAUGAAGAAAUGAAAUCCGACGGAGAGAAGGAAGACAAUAAAUUACAAGAGGAGAGGGAAAAUUUCCAAAAUGACGAUUUGGAAUCGCCAUUAUCGCCUGAUGGGGAAAUUGAUGAGGAAAAUAGCGACGAGAGCGAUACGGAGAGUGAAUCAACUUUAAUGAUUGUAACAGACGAUUUUAAUGAAAUCGAUCAAGUGAAUGAAUCGUGGAAAAUUGCCAGUGCAGCUUUAAAUAAUAUGCCGAAGAGUAAUAAUGAAAAUGUUGACGAAAAAUUCUCUAACGAUAGUCAAGUGUCUUCGAUGGAGGGAAAAAUUCAUCAGAAAGUGUACAGGGACUUUAAGUGUCUCAAUUUGUCAUUUACUAAUCCAAUGUUUCAACAUAUGAAUCGUCCGUUUUCAUCGAUACCUAAGAAAAGUCGAGCAUCACAAACAAGUUUAGAAAAGAGAAUUUUAUAUCAAAUAAAUCGAUUAGUAGACGAUAAAGAUUGGACGAGUGAAUUACAUUUUCAAGUAGUAGAAGAAAUUUGGACAUUAAAUGACAUCAGAACAACAGCCAAAUGUAUUUUGAAUGUUCUGACAAAAAAAUGCACUGAAAAUGAAUCAAUGGAUUCAACGCACACACCACCGGCUCCAAUGAUGACGAGGACACAACAAAAAAUAAUCACUUUAAUUUCGGCUCUUGAAGAAAAAUGCAAACAAAUCGAAAAUCUCAGUAUUUUUGAAUUCAUUUUCCACGGCAUUAAUUACUCGCUCUUCAGACUCGGCUACGCUCCGGAUAAAUGUGUUGUCGAAGGACUGUCACGCAUAUUCACUUGUAUGUCAAGAUUAAAGAAAGACAGAGAAAGAGCAAGAUUAUUUAUUAUCGAUGCACUAUAUUGUUAUCGUUUUAAAGCGAAUGCUGCAAUUUUUGUCGUUCUCACCUGCUGGUCAGAAGUUUUUCCCAAUUAUGAUUCAAAUAUAGAAAUUUUACCCAAAUGCAUGGCAUAUAUUAUAUAUACAAUUAAAGGAUGCUAUGAGGCAUUAAAAAAACUUCUAACAAACAGAGAUCUUUAUAAUUAUCCGUUGAGUGAAAUGUUUCCCGAUCAACUCGCCACUGAAUGUUUGUCUGCAUUGGAAAAAAAACAUGAAAGAAGCAUCGACACUGCAAUUAUUUUACUGUCGAAGAGUAUGGGACCGAAAUGGACGCAAAAAAUGAUAAUUCAGGGCGAAUCCGGUUUGAAACAGUUAAUUGUUGGAAAAAGGCACAAAUCUCCUUAUGACGCGUUCACUUUACUUGGAAAUGUUAUGCGAUCUUUUCCGGAAGAAGACAAUGAUGGGCACCUCAGUCAAAUUGUCGAGCAAUUGUGCGAUUUGCUAGAUUCAGAUGAAGGUUCAGACGAUCAUCUCGAAGGCGUGGCAUCGGCGUUAUUGUGCUUCUCGAAAUAUCGUAAAUUCUUUUGCAAAGUGUCAAAAUCAUUAAUAUCAUGGACACCAAAACGUGAACUUCGCGAUGAAACUAAAAACAAAUUUCAAUUCUUCUCCAAUUCACAACCAAAACAUUGGUGGUAUGAUUUCAUUCAAAGUAACUACACAAUAGAAUUACCUGAAACUCAACAGGUGAUAAAAAAAAUCACGCAAAUUGAUAAAAAGCAAAACAUACAAAAAGGGCAACCAAAAAUGAAUAAUAAUAAAAUGAAAAAGAGAACGAAAAAUAUUCGUAAAAAACAGGCCGCCGCAAAAAUUGCCAUGAAAAAUAAUACAUUCACAUCUCAGUAGGAAAGAAAAAGAGGAAAAAAGAAAAGUUGUAUAUUGUGAUAUUACUUUUUAAUAAUGUCGUUUCUAAGAUGUAUAUAUUUAUAUAUUGUGUUGAAAAGUUUUUUUUUCUUAUUUUUUUUUGUUCGU
Messenger RNA from Leptopilina heterotoma, 3055 nucleotides. RefSeq lists its product as uncharacterized. The transcript has 8 exons. Bases 284 to 2929 code for a protein of 881 amino acids. The record is from RefSeq and is a predicted model, not a curated record. Lineage: Eukaryota; Metazoa; Arthropoda; Insecta; Hymenoptera; Figitidae.